Molecule: messenger RNA, 5639 nt
Organism: Centropristis striata (black sea bass)
Lineage: Eukaryota; Metazoa; Chordata; Actinopteri; Perciformes; Serranidae
Product: phosphatidylinositol 3-kinase regulatory subunit alpha-like
Exons: 17
Coding region: 480-2633 (717 amino acids)
Biological process (GO): insulin receptor signaling pathway; phosphatidylinositol phosphate biosynthetic process
Cellular component (GO): phosphatidylinositol 3-kinase complex
Molecular function (GO): 1-phosphatidylinositol-3-kinase regulator activity; protein binding
Source: RefSeq, a predicted model, not a curated record
AUCUUGACGCCAGACUAGCUGCUAAAAUCCAGACGGCUGAACCACGAGUGUUUUCUUAUUGGAAAUAAUCCAUCAAUUUAUCGGAAUUUACCAGUUUGGAUGAUAUCUGGACGUCGUUACUGCCCGCUGCUCCACAAUGGCACCCGUUAUUCGCUCUGUUGGAGGUUUUAUUUGGUGAAAAACUAAAGAAAAGGUCGAUCUGUCUCCUCCACAGAUGUGGCCGCCACCUCUGCUGAGACUUCUGUUCAUGAACGGCGAGGAUGCUCUGAUCGCUCGGCUGCGGCUUGGCCUGGAGGGAUGACAGGACGUUAGCAGACAUGGAGACAGGAGAGACACACAGAGAGCUGGAAACGCCACAUUUACUCAGUCUACAUUAGAUCCACUCAGGAUAAAAGCCUAUUUUUAUAAAUAUAUAUCUUUCUUUUUUUAAAUUCCAAGCUAUUUUUUGUAAGUUAUCGUAAAGCCAUAGAGACGUCAGGAUGAGCUCUGAGGGCUUUCAGUACCGAGCACUGUACGACUACAAGAAGGAGCGUGAGGAGGACAUCGACCUGCACGUCGGGGACAUGCUGCUGGUCAGUAAAGGAGCGCUGCUCGCCCUCGGCUGCAGCAACGGAGCCGAAGAGCGUCCGUCUGAGAUCGGCUGGCUGCCGGGCUUUAACGAGACCACACAGGAGAAAGGCGACUUCCCGGGGACUUAUGUGGAGUUUAUCGGCAGGAAGAGGAUGUCCCCGCCCACACCGAAGCCCCGCCCACCCAGGCCCCCGUCGGCAGCGUCUGUGAGGACCGACUCUGAGUCCGAGGGUUUUGUGCUGCCGGACCUCCCGGAGCAGUUUGGACCUCCAGACACAGCCCCCCCUCUACUCAGCAGACUGAUGGAGGCUGUAGAGGCCAAAGGUCUAGACAGUGUUGGUGUGUAUCGCAGUCUGAGCGGUGGUGGUCUGGACACACGGCAGCUCGCCGAUACCGACCUGGAGCAGCUGGAGUUGUCGUCCGUGUGUGACGGCGUGCUGCGCUUCCUGCAGGACCUGCCCGGUCCCGUGCUCCCGUCCUCGCUGCAGGCCGACAUGAUUCACACAGUCCAAGAGGUCCGGGACCUGGAAGACUGCGCCCAGGUUCUGAGGGGCGUGGCCAGCUCGCCCGCCUGCCCCGCCCAGCAUGGCCUCACCCUGCUCAGCGUGGUCCGCCACCUGGCCCGGCUCUGCCUGCACGGGACCCGCAACCAGCUGAGCCCCCGAAACCUGGCAGAGACCUUCAGCCCCCUGCUGUUCAGACAGCCUGCAGGGGCUGAGUCCAGUCUGGAUCCUCUUGUUCAGGUUCUAGAGGUUCUGAUAACCAGCGAGCUCAACAUGAACCAGGCUGCACCAGCGUUGCCUCCAAAACCGGUCAAAUCCUCCACUCCAGCACCUUCCUGCAGCUUCAACAACAGUAUUUCUCUGCAGGACGCUGAGUGGUACUGGGGAGACAUCUCCAGGGAGGAGGUGAACGAGAAGCUGAGAGACACGGCCGACGGUACGUUCCUGGUGCGAGACGCCUCCACCAAGAUGCACGGAGAUUACACGCUGACUUUGAGGAAAGGAGGCAACAACAAACUGAUAAAGAUCUUCCAUCGGGAGGGGAAGUACGGCUUCUCCGACCCUUUGACCUUCGGCUCCGUGGUGGAGCUGAUCAACCAUUACCGCCACGAGUCCCUCGCCCAGUACAACCCCAAACUGGACGUCAAGCUGCUGUACCCAGUCUCCAAACACCAGCAGGAUCAGGUGGUGAAGGAGGACAGCAUCGAAGCGGUCGGGAAGAAGCUCCACGAGUAUCACCUGCAGUACCAGGAGAAGAACCGAGAGUAUGACCGGCUGUACGAGGAGUACACCAGAACCUCACAGGAGAUCCAGAUGAAGAGGACGGCCAUCGAGGCGUUUAAUGAGACCAUAAAGAUCUUCGAGGAGCAGUGUCAGACUCAGGAGCGCUUCAGCAAAGAGUACAUCGAGAAGUUUCGUCGGGAGGGCAACGACAAGGAGAUCCAGAGGAUCAUGGAGAACUACGACAAGCUGAAGUCUCGAAUCAGCGAGAUCGUGGACAGCAAGCGCCACCUGGAGGUGGACCUGAAGAAACAGGCCGCCGACUACAGAGAGAUUGACAAGAAGAUGAACAGCAUCAAACCAGACCUGAUCCAGCUCCGCAAGACCAGGGACCAGUACCUCAUGUGGUUGACUCAGAAAGGGGUUCGUCAGAGGAAACUGAACGAGUGGCUCGGCCUGAAGAACGAAACCACGGAGGAUGAGUACAGCAUGGUGGAGGACGAGGAGGACCUUCCUCACCACGACGAGCGUCUCUGGCGUCUCGGAAACAUCAACCGCAUCCAGGCCGAGUCGCUGCUCCGCGGCAAGAGGGACGGCACGUUCCUGGUCCGAGACAGCAGCAAGCCGGGCUGCUACGCCUGCUCCGUGGUUGUGGACGGGGAGGUGAAACACUGCGUCAUCAAUAAGACGAGCACAGGUUUUGGUUUCGCCGAGCCCUACAACCUGUACGGCUCUCUGAAGGAGCUGGUGCUGCACUACCAGCACACCUCGCUGGUCCAGCACAACGACUCGCUCAACGUCACGCUGGCGUUCCCCGUCUACAGCCAGCAGAGACGGUGACCCGCCCGCCCGCUCCCCCCCAGCUGGCGUAGACUAGCUGCUGAACCUGAACCUGAACCUGACCACAUUUAAACCCGACAGCGUCGUCAGAAGUCUGUUGACGUCUUGGAGACUUUCACAAACCGUCCUGGUGCUGCGGAUCAACAAAUCCAGCUCGCUGAAGACGAAGCUUUACGUGUUACAAUCUUAUUUACAUCCUGCAGGAUUGGUAAGAGGUGAAAACAAACAUUUUACUGUGAAAAAUGGAGCUUUAACUUCCUGCGAGGGGAAAAGGAGCAGCUCCAUCAGAGCAGAGCUAGACUUGAAGGCACCAGUUUGACCAGCUGACCUGAAGAUUUCCUCUCGUCGAAGCUCACGGUCGUGCUCACAUGGGAAGGUUUUUAUUUAUUUCUCGGAAAGAUUUGAGUGCAACAGGAAGAGCAGCAACAUUGAGAGUCCUUCAGGGUUUCACAUUUAGAAAUCAAAAAAACAGGAUUUACAGCAUGUUUCUGCUUAAAACACACAAAACUCCUCCUGACUUACAAAUCCUUCUAUUACAUUAAGUUAUUGUUGUUACCAGUGCAGUUUUCUACUUCAACUCUACAUAAUUGCAAUAUUUUGGGUUAUAAACCCCGCCCCCUGGUGGCGAGCUGCAGAACGAAUCAGAAGAAAACUUUAAUCACAGUAAACCCAAAAGUCUUCAUUUUUUAAUAUUUUAUACAUUUACGUAUACAUUUGUUAUACUUCCCUGUCCCUGAGUGACAAUUUAUGAGAGGUGAAGAAGUAAUCAGAUUACUUUACUGCAGUAAAAGUUCUAAUACCUCAAAUUACUCCACUACAGUAAAAGUCCUGCAUUCAAAACUUACUGCAGUAAAAGUACAAAAGCAUCUAAAUGUACUUAAACAUAGAGAAAGAUAGAUUAACUACAAAAAAUGAACAAAUAAAAAUUAAAAAUAAAUAAAAAAUAAAUUGAAGUAAAUAAAUAAUAUAAAAAUAACACAAAAGUAGAACUUAAAAAUAAAUACAAAAAUAGAAAUAUUUAAGUGCGCGUACAUACAAAAGGAAAAGUACUCAUUUAAUUCCAAAUAUAUUGUUGGAUUAUUAUUAUUGAAGCAUUUUGGUCAAGGUAGAAGUCAUUUUAAUGACUUAAUAAACUGUUAUGAGAUUUAAUUUUUGUUUUUUUAUGUUAAAUCUUGACCCGAACAGUAGCUCAAGCUGUCAGAUUUAUGUAGUGAAGUAAAAAGUACAAAGCUACAUAAAAAUAUAAAAAUAAAACUGAGUAAAGAAACAGUAAAAGUAACAAUAAAGAAAAAGUCUGUUUUGCUUGUUAGUCUGUGAUUGUUGAUGUUUGAGCUGAAACUGAAAGAAUAUCAACAUGUUACAGGGUAUUUUUUGCUAUAACGUAAUCAUAUUUUGAUUUUAUAUGAUUAUUUCAAAUUAUUUUCCCGUCUGUAUGAAUAGAAAUGAUACAACAAAAUAAAAAACAACUAUAAAUCUAAAUUGUUAAUCUCAACAGCUGCCAAAUUCUAAACAUUUAGAAAAUAAUAAAAUCAUUUUGUGGUGGAAUGUAACUGAGUUAGUACAAUUUUAAGGUUUGUGUACUUAACUAUACUACAAGACAUUUAUGUAACUAUAUUUUUCUACUUCACCACAUUUAUCCGACAGCUUAAGGUAUGUUUCACAUCAAGAUUUAACAUAAAAAACAUGAUUCUUUAUUAAUUAAAGCACCUAAAAGUAUAUUCAGCAGUUAAAAUGAGCGGUUACCUUGACGACAGUAAAAUGCUGCUAACAUAAAUGCAUCAAAAAUAAUUUAAAACAUUCUGCAUAACGAGAACUUUUACUUUAGUUGCUUAAAGAACAUUUUGUCACUGCUGCUUUUGUUCUUCAACUUCAGUUAGUUUUGAAUUAUUUGACGUCAACAAAUGUAGUGUGCAACAAAUGUUGCUGUUAUCAAGAUACAGUCAUGGAAAAAAUGAUUAGACCAUGCAUGUUUUCUUCAAUUUCUUGUUCAUUUUAAUGCCUGGUACAACUAAAGGUACAUUUGUUUGGACAAAUAUAACAAAAAUAGCUGAUAAGGGUUUAAUUAUAGAGCUGAUAUCUAGACAUUUUCCAUGGUUUUCUUGAUAAUAACCAAAAUCAUUAUCAAGAAAACCAUGGAAAAUGUCUAAAUUAAACUCAUAUGCUAUUUUUUGUUGUGGUCAUUAUAUCCACAGCUCUGAUAUAAACAGUCCCUAAACGUGUCCCAUGUGACCACGCCCUGUCCUCGUUUUGUCUCGUGGAGGCCAAAGGUCAGAGCUGGUCUGGACUACAGCUGAACGGACUCCUUUAAUCUGCUGAUGCAGCUCGCUCCAACAGAACACGGACUGAUGAUGAUGAUGAUGAUGAUGAUGAUGAUGUCAAAGAAGAAACGGCGGGACAAUCCGGAGAGGCUUCUCUUGUCUGAACACUGUGAACGAGGUUGAACAUGCAGGUGAACAGACUGACCCGCGUUUUUAUAAAUCAGGAGAAAGAAAAGACAAAGACUGGACCACUACAUUCCCUCCGUUAGUGUUUUCUUCUUCAGCUUUGUUUUGGUUUGCCACCUCGGAGUGUCGUUUGAUUUUUUGCCAAUCGGACGAAUUCUUUUCAUUUCAAUAAACGUCCGUCAGCACAAAGAUGAACUUUCCAGACUGACGAGAGGCGCAUCCUUCUUGAUCUACUCAAAGGAUUUACAGCUUACAAGGACUCAUGGACGAAUCGCAGCCUGUUAACAUGACACUUAAUUUGUCUUUAUGGAUUUAUUUUUCUCUUUUUUUUGUGUGCUUUUGGACACUUCUCUUAAACCAGGUACAGGAGAUAAAACUGUGUUGCGUAAGUUUUCCACAACAUUGGUUUCGGGAAUCAAAAGUGUUUGGAAAUGUCCUGAAGUUUUCAAGCUCUCAUUUAUUUACUCAUUCUACUGACAGUCCUGCUCUUUCACUCAUUGGACGUUUGAACCAAACAAGAAUCUGUAAUGUGACGCAGUGAAAUAAAACGGUUGGUUUGAAA